Molecule: messenger RNA, 1530 nt
Organism: Acanthamoeba castellanii str. Neff
Lineage: Eukaryota; Discosea; Longamoebia; Acanthamoebidae
Product: RNA pseudouridine synthase, putative
Exons: 8
Coding region: 1-1530 (509 amino acids)
Biological process (GO): pseudouridine synthesis
Molecular function (GO): RNA binding; pseudouridine synthase activity
Source: RefSeq, a predicted model, not a curated record
AUGAAGACGGAGAAAGCGCUGGGUGGCGGAGUGAUGAUGAGGAGUGCCGACGAGAAGCGGAGAAGACUGUUGAACAGCAAGCGGAGGGAUAUCAACAAGAAGGGGGUCACGUACCAAGGCGAUAUCGGCCCGGUGACCGCCGGAGCCGGCGUGCAGCUCAACGCCGACGACGACGGAGAGGAGGAUCUCGUAAUGGUCGACGGUCAAGGCGAUCACUAUGAAGACGACGACGGGACCGAGGGUGAAGAAGCGCUUGAGCUCGAUGCCGCCGAUGAUGAAGAGGAUGAUGAAGAAGAGGCUGGGGACGAGCAGGGUGUCCCUACCGGAGACAGGCCCAAGCCCAAGACCCGCGACAGGCGGCGCGUGGUGCCCGAGGGCGAUGCCGACAUGCGCCUCGAUCGGUGGCUCAAGCUGCAGCUUCCGCACCUCCCCAACUCCCUCUUCCAGAAGCUCCUUCGCAAGCGCAAGGCACCCCUCCUCUCCGCCCUCGUGGUGGACGAGGAGGGCGACGCACCAACGAGCAGCAAGCGGACCGCCAAGCUGGACGGGAAGCGACAACUGCAGGUGGGCGAUGUGAUCACCUACCCGGCCUAUCUUGACACUCUCAAGCUCGACGCCAAGCCUCGCAUCAAGCGGGAAAUGAACCCGCUCUCCGAGGAGGACACGAAGCUGGCGCAGAGUUGGGUCAUCUACAAGGACAGCCGCCUGAUUGCACUCAACAAACCGCCUGGCCUGCCCGUGCAAGGUGGGUCCGAUGUGGGAGACAAUCACCUGGGUAGGUUCCUAUCCGCGCUCAAAUUCGACAAGGAGGAAGUACCAAGACUCGUGCAUCGCCUGGACAAGGAAUGUAGCGGUGUGCUCAUCAUGGGCCGAUCCCGCGCCGAUGCUGCCCACUUCACGUCGCUCUUCAAGAACAAGCACGUCACCAAGCAGUCCGGCCGGCUGGCCGUGCCUCUCAAGGAACUCGGCCAGGGCAUGGGCGUGGCAGCCAACAUGCAAGACGAGGGCGCGAAGAUGGCGGUCACCCGCUACGAGACCCGCGCCGAUGCGACCAACGAGGUUUCGUUUGUGGAGCUGUGGCCGUGGACGGGGCGGAAACACCAGCUGCGUGUCCACUGCGCGGAGGUGCUCAAGGCGCCCAUUCUCGGCGACGACAAGUACGGCUCGCGCGAGGCCUUCGAUAGGUUCGAGCUCAUGCUCGACAACAUCGACAACCUUCACCUUCACUGUCGCUCGCUCGAGAUUCCGCACCCCAUCAAGGAGAAUCAGAGGCUACGGAUUGUGGCAGCUCCGCCGACCUACUUCCGCCGCACGAUGGAUACGUUCGAGUUUAGCGAGCACGACGCGCCACUUCCUCCCGCCCGUGUGACGUCGACGGCGGGACUCAAGAAGAAGGCUCAAAAGGAAGCCAAGAAGGCCGAAAGGGAAGCCCAGAACAGAAACAAGAAAGCGAGAUCGGCCGAAGCGGCAGCAGCCAAAGGAAAGCAGAAGAAGAAGGAGAGCAAGCCAAAGAAACUGCACAUCAAAUGA